Molecule: messenger RNA, 357 nt
Organism: Aspergillus caelatus
Lineage: Eukaryota; Fungi; Ascomycota; Eurotiomycetes; Eurotiales; Aspergillaceae
Exons: 1
Coding region: 1-357 (118 amino acids)
Source: RefSeq, a predicted model, not a curated record
AUGGCAGUUACAACAAAUGAGGUGACCCUCGAGAACGUUAUCAGGAUAAGCCAGAAUGAGAAUCAGUAUGACUUUAUCAUUGUGGGAAGUGGAAUGGGCGGCGGUACGCUGGCUAGAAUGCUAGUCCAGGAGCACGGUAAAUCGGUUCUUCUGAUAGAACGAGGAGGAAUUCGUUUCAAUACCCAUUGCCUUAAUACUGCCCGUCCACACUGGCAUCAUGAAGCGCGUUCCGGCCCCUCGCAAGAUAAUGACAUUGUCUAUAGGGCGGUUAAGGAGCAAAUUCCAGUUGCAGGAGGUAAUUCUCGAGAAUACGCAGGCGGCCCAGUUUACUGUCUUGGGGGCCGCAGCAAUGUCUGA